Neofelis nebulosa (Clouded leopard) is the source of this 8975-nucleotide messenger RNA. RefSeq names its product Ecm29 proteasome adaptor and scaffold (gene ECPAS). Gene Ontology annotation, cellular component: cytoplasm; nucleus. Bases 466 to 5988 code for a protein of 1840 amino acids. Gene Ontology annotation, biological process: proteasome assembly. The record is from RefSeq and is a predicted model, not a curated record. The transcript is spliced from 50 exons. Gene Ontology annotation, molecular function: molecular adaptor activity. Lineage: Eukaryota; Metazoa; Chordata; Mammalia; Carnivora; Felidae.
UCUAAAUAUAAAACCGGCGUGAGUUGGGCGAGCGCGGCGCGGAGCCGCAGAGCCGCCAGGCGGGCCGGGCGCACCGGGACUCGGCCGACAGACGGCGGCGGCUCCGCAGAGGCGCGAGGCGGUGGGAGCGCCCGAGUCGCGAGCUCGCGGGGGACCGCGAGAUCGACGCGUGCUGCGAGGAGGACGCAGGAGGCGGCGGCAGGCGGGCCUCGUGGGCGCAGCGCGGCCCGCGCCGAGCGACCGGAGGCGGCUCCCGGCCCCUGCCGCACCGCGAGCGGCGAGCCCCCCGCGCCUCGCGUCCGCGCCCUCCCGCUCCGGCCCCUCCCUCCCUCCCUGGCGCAACAUGGCUGCGGCCGCCGCCUCCGCCUCCCAGGACGAGCUGAAUUCUUUAUACAAUUGCAUGUGUACGAGUGGAUGAACGUACCACUGGUGAUCCAGAGGAUUUUUGUCAAGACUGGAUAAACCAUGUAUCACAUUGAUUGUAGAGAUCAGCUUGAACGGGUCUUUUUACGACUUGGCCAUGCUGAAACAGAUGAACAGUUACAGAAUAUUAUAUCUAAAUUCCUUCCUCCUGUUUUGCUCAAGCUGUCCAGCACCCAAGAAGGAGUACGUAAAAAGGUAAUGGAACUGUUGGUCCAUCUGAAUAAGCGUAUAAAAAGCCGCCCCAAAAUACAGCUCCCUGUAGAGACACUAUUGGUUCAAUACCAGGACCCGGCUGCAGUUUCCUUUGUCACAAAUUUUACUAUAAUUUAUGUUAAGAUGGGCUAUCCUCGCCUGCCAGUGGAAAAACAAUGUGAACUGGCCCCCACGCUUCUUACUGCCAUGGAAGGGAAGCCUCAGCCACAGCAGGAUAGCUUAAUGCAUCUUUUAAUACCAACCCUUUUUCACAUGAAAUACCCUGUUGAAUCAUCAAAAUCAGCUUCUCCGUUUAAUCUUGCUGAGAAACCAAAGACUGUGCAGCUGCUUUUGGACUUCAUGCUAGAUGUCCUUCUGAUGCCUUACGGAUAUGUGUUAAAUGAAUCCCAGAGUCGCCAAAAUUCAUCUUCAGGACAGAGUUCUUCUUCAAAUAGUGGGGGAGGUUCUGGAAUACCACAGCCUCCUCCAGGAAUGAGUUUUUAUGCAGCUAAGCGAGUUAUUGGUGAUAACCCGUGGACACCUGAACAGUUGGAACAGUGCAAAUUGGGUAUAGUGAAAUUCAUAGAAGCUGAGCAGGUGCCUGAACUUGAAGCUGUUCUCCACCUGGUGAUUGCUUCUAGUGACACACGCCACAGUGUAGCGACAGCAGCGGACCUAGAAUUGAAAAGCAAGCAAAGCUUGAUUGACUGGAAUAAUCCUGCCAUCAUUAAUAAGAUGUACAAGGUAUACCUUGGAGAUAUACCACUGAAGACGAAAGAGGGAGCAGUUCUGAAGCCAGAGCUGAAGAGGGACCCAGUCAGUACAAGGGUCAAGUUGAAGAUUGUCCCCCAUCUCCUUCGUUCUAGACAAGCUGCAGAAACGUUCCCUGCUAACAUUCAGGUGGUGUAUGACGGACUCUUUGGUACAAAUACAAAUUCAAAAUUGAGAACGUUAUCCUUGCAGUUUGUGCAUCACAUUUGUAUAACUUGUCCAGAAAUCAAGAUUAAGCCCCUAGGUCCAAUGCUUUUGAAUGGCCUGACCAAGCUAAUCAAUGAAUAUAAAGAAGACCCUAAGCUACUGUCAAUGGCAUAUUCAGCUGUUGGAAAACUCUCCAGUCGAAUGCCCCAUUUAUUCACUAAGGAUAUAGCUCUUGUGCAGCAGCUUUUUGAAGCCCUGUGUAAGGAAGAGCCUGAGACUCGGCUUGCUAUUCAAGAAGCGUUAUCUAUGAUGGUUGGAGCUUAUAGUACUUUGGAGGGAGCACAGCGAACUCUCAUGGAGGCACUUGUGGCUUCAUACUUAAUAAAGCCUGAAGUUCAAGUUCGACAGGUGGCUGUGAAAUUUGCUAGCACGGUGUUUCCCUCAGAUCAUAUACCGUCCAGAUAUUUGCUCUUACUAGCUGCAGGAGAUCCACGAGAAGAAGUUCAUGGAGAGGCACAGCGAGUAUUAAGAUGUCUUCCUGGUAGAAACAGAAAAGAAAAUGCUUCUAAGCAGAUGCCUUCUUUCCCAGAAAUGGUGUAUUAUAUUCAAGAAAAGGCUUCCCAUCGAAUGAAAACUCCAGCCAAGUACAUGACUGGGACCACUGUCCUUCCGUUUAACCCAGCGGCCUUUGGAGAGAUCGUCCUGUACUUGCGCACGUGCCUAGCGCACAGUGCCGGAGUGGUGCCCACCUCCCAGAGUUUGGCCGAUAUGCAAGAUCACGCCCCGGCCAUUGGACGCUACAUACGGACUCUGAUGUCAGGUAGCCAGGCGACAUCCUCAUCAUCUUCUUCCAAGAGUGGAGAGACCAAUCCUGUUCAGAUCUACAUUGGCCUGCUUCAGCAGCUGCUGGCAGGUGUUGGAGGUUUGCCAGUCAUGUACUGUCUGCUGGAAGCUGUCUCUGUGUAUCCAGAAAAACUGGCUGCCAAAUUUGUAGACAAAACAGAAUGGAUAAAGAGUCUGAUGAAUAGCAGUAAAGAAGAGAUGCGUGAACUGGCAGCAUUGUUUUAUUCUGUGGUGGUGUCUACAGUGUCAGGAAAUGAGUUGAAGUCAAUGAUAGAACAGCUUAUAAAGACUACAAAAGACAAUCAUAGCCCAGAGAUACAACACGGAUCCUUGCUUGCAUUGGGGUUCACAGUAGGAAGAUAUUUGGCUAAGAAGAAAAUGAGAAUGGCCGAACAACGAGACCUGGAGACAAAUGCCGAUUUCCUGCCUGACCAGGAGGAGCUCAUUCAGAGCGCCACAGAAACGAUAGGCUCGUUUUUGGACAGUACGUCGCCCCUCCUGGCAAUUGCUGCCUGUACAGCCCUGGGUGAAAUUGGCAGAAAUGGUCCCCUCCCAAUCCCCAGUGAGGGAUCUGGCUUCACCAAAUUGCAUCUUGUAGAAAGCUUACUGAAUAGAAUACCCUCCAGUAAAGAAACAAAUAAGAUGAAAGAACGAGCAAUCCAAACACUGGGAUAUUUUCCAGUUGGGGAUGGAGAUUUUCCUCACCAGAAGCUCCUCUUGCAAGGUCUGAUGGACUCUGUGGAGGCCAAGCAGAUAGAGCUGCAGUUCACAAUCGGGGAGGCCAUCACCAGUGCUGCGGUAGGAACGAGCUCUGUGGCUGCCCGAGAUGCCUGGCUGGUGACUGAAGAGGAAUAUACUCCCCCUGCUGGAGCCAAAGUGAAUGAUGUGGUCCCCUGGGUGUUGGAUGUGAUUUUAAAUAAACAUAUUGUCAGCCCCAACCCACACGUGAGGCAAGCGGCCUGCAUCUGGCUCCUUUCCCUUGUGAGGAAGCUAAGUACCCAUAAAGAAGUGAAGUCUCACCUGAAGGAAAUUCAGAGUGCAUUUGUUUCCGUUUUGUCAGAAAAUGAUGAACUUAGCCAAGAUGUUGCCUCAAAAGGUCUUGGGUUGGUGUAUGAACUGGGCAAUGAACAAGAUCAACAGGAAUUGGUUUCAACACUUGUAGAGACACUCAUGACUGGCAAAAGAGCGAAACAUGAAGUUUCUGGAGAGACAGUGGUAUUUCAAGGAGGAAGCCUUGGCAAAACACCCGAUGGCCAGGGCCUCUCUACUUACAAGGAGCUUUGUUCUCUGGCAAGUGAUCUUAGUCAGCCAGAUCUGGUGUAUAAAUUUAUGAAUUUAGCCAACCAUCAUGCGAUGUGGAACUCUAGGAAGGGUGCUGCUUUUGGUUUUAAUGUGAUUGCCACCAGAGCUGGAGAGCAGCUGGCUCCUUUUCUGCCUCAGCUAGUUCCUCGUCUUUAUCGUUAUCAGUUUGAUCCCAACCUGGGCAUUCGACAGGCCAUGACAAGUAUUUGGAAUGCAUUGGUCACUGACAAAUCAACGGUGGAUAAAUAUUUGAAGGAAAUUCUUCAAGAUCUGGUUAAGAACCUUACCAGCAAUAUGUGGCGAGUUCGAGAAUCUAGCUGUUUAGCUCUGAAUGAUUUAUUGAGAGGAAGACCCCUAGAUGACAUCAUUGAUAAACUUCCAGAAAUUUGGGAAACUCUUUUCCGGGUACAAGAUGAUAUCAAGGAAUCUGUACGGAAAGCUGCAGAACUAGCCCUGAAAACCCUAAGCAAGGUUUGUGUGAAAAUGUGUGACCCUGCCAAAGGAGCAGCUGGCCAGAGAACCAUCGCUGUCCUUCUGCCUUGCCUUCUGGACAAAGGAAUGAUGAGCCCUGUGACAGAAGUUCGAGCCCUCAGCAUUAACACCCUUGUGAAGAUUAGCAAAAGUGCAGGAGCCAUGUUGAAACCACAUGCACCAAAACUCAUCCCAGCUCUGUUGGAAUCCUUAAGUGUGUUGGAACCCCAAGUUCUCAAUUAUUUGAGCCUCCGGGCUACAGACCAAGAAAAGGCUGCGAUGGAUAGUGCUCGACUUAGUGCUGCCAAAUCCUCUCCCAUGAUGGAAACAAUCAACAUGUGCCUGCAGUAUCUUGAUGUGUCGGUGCUGGGUGAGCUAGUUCCUAGAUUAUGUGAAUUGAUCAGAAGUGGUGUGGGUCUCGGAACUAAGGGAGGCUGUGCCAGUGUCAUUGUGUCAUUAACUACUCAGUGUCCCCAGGACCUAACACCUUACUCAGGUAAACUUAUGAGUGCUUUGCUUAGUGGCCUGACAGAUCGGAACAGUGUAAUUCAGAAAUCCUGUGCAUUUGCCAUGGGCCAUUUAGUUCGGACUUCACGGGAUAGCAGCACUGAGAAACUCCUACAGAAACUCAAUGGCUGGUACAUGGAGAAAGAAGAACCCAUCUACAAGACCUCUUGUGCUUUGACUGUUCAUGCUAUUGGACGAUACAGCCCGGAUGUAUUGAAGAACCAUGCCAAAGAAGUUCUGCCUUUGGCAUUUUUGGGCAUGCAUGAAAUUACUGAUGAGGAGAAAGCAGAGAAGGAAGAGUGUAACUUAUGGACUGAAGUGUGGCAGGAAAAUGUACCUGGUUCCUUUGGUGGCAUUCGGUUAUACCUGCAGGAGUUGAUUACCAUUACCCAGAAGGCUUUGCAGUCCCAGUCCUGGAAAAUGAAAGCCCAGGGUGCAAUUGCCAUGGCAUCAAUUGCAAAACAGACCAGCUCCCUAGUACCUCCAUAUCUGGGAAUGAUCCUGGCCGCAUUACUGCAAGGCCUGGCUGGAAGAACAUGGGCAGGAAAGGAAGAGCUGUUGAAAGCCAUUGCCUGUGUGGUGACAGCAUGCAGUGCACAGCUGGAAAAGCCUGUGCCCAAUCAGCCCAGCACAAAUGAAAUUCUCCAGGCUGUUCUGAAGGAGUGUUGCAAAGAGAAUCUUAAAUAUAAGAUCGUAGCAAUCAACUGUGCGGCGGAUGUCUUAAAGGCCACCAAAGAAGACAGAUUCCAGGAGUUUUCAGACAUUGUCAUACCUCUCAUCAAGAAGAACUCACCUGAGAGCACUGGCAUUCGGACAACCAAAAACGAAGAUGAGAAUGAGAAGGAGAAGGAGCUCCAGCUGGAAUGUCUGCUGGGAGCCUUUGAGAGCCUGGGCAAAGCCUGGCCCCGGAACGUGGAGACCCAGCGUUGUUACCGUCAGGAGCUGUGCAAGUUGAUGUGUGAGCGGCUGAAACUCAGCACAUGGAAGGUGCAGCUCGGAGUCCUACAGUUGAUGAAUGCCUUUUUUCAGGGAUUAAUGCUUUUGGAAGAAGAACAUGCAGAUCCUGAAGCUUUGGCUGAAAUUCUUCUCGAAACUUGUAAAUCAAUCACAUAUUCUUUAGAAAAUAAGACCUACUCAUCUGUGAGAACGGAAGCUUUAUCUGUGAUAGAAUUACUGCUUAAAAAACUUGAAGAAUCGAAACAGUGGGAAAGUUUGACAUCAGAAUGCAGAGUGCUCCUAAUCGAGUCUUUAGCUACUAUGGAGACGGACAGCAGACCUGAGCUGCAGGAGAAAGCAUCAUUACUGAAGAAAACACUUGAAAACCUGGAAUAAAUUAGAAGGAGAAGAAAGCAACAAGUGCCAUGUUCAUUGGGGGUUGAAAUGGUGGUAUUCUUUGAAAAACCAAGUGGGUAAAAGUAAAGAUUAAUCUGUAGCAUGCAUCAUUCCUUGGCUGAAAUAAAAAAAAAAUGCCUUAAAUUUUGUUCCUUAUUAGCUUUAUUUUACUUGAUUUUUAAAAGUGUCUGGGCUGAGUGAGCUUAAUGGGACCUUGGAUGUUUGAGAGGUGGUCAGAGGUGAAACUGAUGGAAAUAGUUAUGAAAAGAAUUAAGGCUGUAAUUAAAGGAAUAGGCAGAGUUGCAGAGCAAGCUGGAUAAGAAUCUUGGAACUGCAUCCAAAUUAAAUAAGGUUAUUUCAGGAAGGGACUCUGUAAUUCACUUAUUUUAGCCCCCUUGCUUUACACCUGAAGAAAUAAGCUAGCAGAUGACUUAGCUUCUGAUCUGAAGCCUGUGCCAAGGCUGGGACCCAGGUGUUUGAAGACCUGCCCAGUAUACUUCUUUUAUAAGCUGCUGCCAAUCAGUGCUACCCCUGGCCUGCCUAAGAAACUCCCAAGAUGAGGUGUAUACUAUAGUCCUUGAACCAGAACUGAACCGACCCGUUAUCUAAGUACUAUUGGAUUCUUGAAUUCAGAGGCGGAACGUUGUCUUGUCAUUUGUUUAGAUGAUCGGUUUUUAGAAAAUGAUUGGUUACCAUCUUUACGGGCUGAGAGACUUUGUUCUCCAUGUGAUAAUUCUGAUUGCCCUUUUACAGGCAUGUGAAAGGAGAUUAGGACAGGAUUGCUUGUUCUGUCUGUAUCUGUAGUUUGCGUAUUUUGCAAAAGCCAAAAACCAACAACAAAAUCGUGACUGCUCUGUUUUAGACCAUUUAUAAUCUCAAAACUGUAAAGACAAUAAAUUGCCGCCCAUUCUUAUACUAACAGUAUGACUCUAGAAAUAGAAGACAAGCGUCUUAAUUAACCAUUUGGGAAUAACCUAUCACUGAAAGUAAACAGUUGCAGCUAGGGUUUCUUUUGUUGUUGUUCUGCUCAUACCCCUGCCAAAGGGUAUAGGGUAAGGGGAAGAACCAAGUCUAACACAAGUGUUUAUGGUAAACUGAGAACUCUAGCUCACCUUGGAUUCCAAGCACAAAAUUGGUGUUACAGUCAAUACUGACCGCUUACUGACAUUAACACCAGGGUGGAAACUCCAUGGUUGUUAUUUUUGGUGGUCUCUAUAGGCCAUUGUAUUGACUGUGACCCAUAAUAAAAGUAACUUCUUACAUCUUGACCCAGAAUUGUGUAUGUGUGUAUGAAUCAAUAUAAAAUCUUUAACUCAAAUAAAUGUUUUGUGAAAUAAUACACAUACUCUUAACUAUGUGUGAUCUACUUUGAUCCCUCCUCCACCACCACCCCCCACCACCACCAUUUUAGAUUCUUUUCAGACCCACUAAAUUCAUUUCCUGUCUUACAAAUGGGUUGCAAUUCACAGUUUGAAAAACAUAGCUGAAAAUAGUACUUAGGCUUGGCUGGAUGUACUAUGUUUUGGAGUUGCUUCCUAUUUGGAAAGGGAGUCUACAAAUGAAAAUGUAGGUGUUUAUUAUUAAAACGUCCUCUUAGCUGAUACUAAAUAUAAUUGUGGGUUUUAGUAGCAUUAUGGAUUGUAAGGAGCUUCUCAUGGACUUCGACUUAAGAAUGGCUUUUACUUGGCGGAAAAUCAACUUUGGAUAUUUUUCAGAAGGCAUAUGGCCUCAUAGAAUUUGGUGUUUUUCCAGACCAGUAUUUCCCCCUCUGCUAAGUGCCCUCUUUCAUUUGCAGGACCUGGGACAUGCCUCUAAGGCAAGAAUGCAGUACAGGUCGGCUGUUUUCAGAAAGAGUGUAAGGGCAAGAAUUGUGCUCUCGGCCCAUAUGGAGUGUUAUACCUCAUCAAAUUGUAUGCUUUUUAAACCUUUUGUUAUUUACCGUUGGGAAUUUCCCAUGGUGCUGAGAGAGUGGUGCUGACACUUGAGCCUUUGCGCUCAGCGCUGUUUAGUUCAUUUAUUGUCGCUUUCUAUAAGCACAGUUCCAAUUUACACUCUUAAUGCCUUCAUCUCAACCAGCCAAGUCAUUUGCACAACUAGUAAUGUGAAAUCAUGGUCUCCCAGUGCAGCUUGUGUUGGGUGUGCACGGGUGCACAUAUCUCCUAAAAGGGUUACUAACUUAGUCUGUAAUUGUGGGAUGGUUCUGGUGAACAAAUGGCAAAAGGACCCAUGCAUGGUUAUGUCUUUGGCCCUCAUUUUCCAAAGCUGUCUGGAACUGAUUUUUUAUUAUUUUUUUUUUCCCUGAGAACACUCAGUGCUACCGAUCAUACAAGUGGCUGUUUUAGAGUCUAAUUACUGAAUUCCUUAUUCCUGGAAUUAGGGCACUAGCUAGAGCUUCACAAAUCUAUUGAUAACGUGAGAAGGAGGGACCUGAGGUCUGACCAUUGGAAAUCAAAACAAUGAAAGUAGUAUAAAAUCAUGUUUUUGGUGAUAAAGAGCGGCAGUUUCUUUAAUCAAUGUUUGUGUCCAAUUUGCAACUGCUGGCGUGUCUGCCUGUGGCAGCGUACCUGCCAAUAAAACUGACUGCCACCAAAUCCCCAUUGCUUUCCCCUUCCACCUUUUCCUUGUGUAUGCACUAACAAGAAAAAAGAAAAAAGAUGUGACCUUGUUGAUCUGUGCUCUCGUAGCGGUUGCACUGUGUGAACACUGUUUGCCCUUUGCAGGGCGUCUCCACCGGCUGCCGCCACAAUAUAUUCAUGCUGCUUGUUAAGUACAGGGAGUUCUUUUGACAUUGGCACUCAUUGUAAUGUACAAAUGUUGUUAAAUGGAUGUAUAUGUAACAGAUUUUUGUAUUUUAUAUGCAAAGUCUUCAUAGAAUCCUUUGCAAUUUGUGCUGAACUAGUUAAGCAUGUGAUAGUCUUAUUUGAAAGGAAAACUCUACCCAUGCCCAAGAAGAUAAUACGUGGUAAAUAAAAGCUGCAUGAUCAGUU